Melanotaenia boesemani (Boeseman's rainbowfish) is the source of this 2185-nucleotide messenger RNA. RefSeq names its product carboxypeptidase X (M14 family), member 1b (gene cpxm1b). Lineage: Eukaryota; Metazoa; Chordata; Actinopteri; Atheriniformes; Melanotaeniidae. Gene Ontology annotation, molecular function: metallocarboxypeptidase activity; zinc ion binding. Bases 193 to 2067 code for a protein of 624 amino acids. The transcript has 12 exons. The record is from RefSeq and is a predicted model, not a curated record. Gene Ontology annotation, biological process: proteolysis.
GAUGUAAAUUAUGCUCACAUAAUAGUAACCUGUUGACUGUUAGAAUGUCCUCCACUGGGGCUGGAAUCACUGAGGGUGAAAGACAAUCAGCUGAGGGCUUCAUCCUACAAGCGCAGAGGCCUGGGGCCCCACCGGGGCCGACUAAAUAUCCAGGUAACUUUACGGACCAACACCAAACUAAAGAAAACCAACAUGAUCUAUCAGAGCCACGCUGUGUAUUUCGUUUGUGUGGGUUGUGUGUUGCAGUCUGGAACGCAUGAUGGAGACAUCUAUGAUGGGGCCUGGUGCGCUCGGUACAAAGACAAGAAGCAGUGGCUGGAAGUCGACGCUCGACGACUGACCCGCUUCACUGGUGUCAUCCUACAGGGACGUAGCUCCAUCUGGAGCUGGGACAUGGUGCACACCUACAAGGUUCAGUUCAGUAACGACACACUGGUCUGGACGCCGUGUAUGAACGGUAGCAAAGAGGCUGUAUUUGAAGGAAACCAAGAUGCAGAGACACCUGUCCUUGCCCUGUUCAACACGUCCACAGCAGCCCGUUACAUUCGGAUCAACCCGCAGACUUGGUAUCAGAAUGGGACAGAGGGAGACAUCUGCCUCAGAGCCGAGGUGUUAGGAUGUGCACUUCCAGAUCCCAAUACAAUCUACGCAUGGCAGACAGAACCAACAGGGUCCAAAGACAAACUGGACUUCAGGCAUCACAACUAUGAGGAGAUGAGAAAGCUGAUGAAAAGGGUGAAUGAAGAGUGUCCGAAUAUCACCCGCAUAUACAGCAUUGGGAAGAGCUACACUGGUCUGAAGCUUUACGUCAUGGAGAUCUCAGACAACCCUGGAAAACACGAACUGGGAGAACCAGAGUUUCGAUACGUUGCGGGGAUGCAUGGGAAUGAGGUGCUGGGUCGGGAGCUUCUGCUCAAUCUGAUGCAGUACAUGUGCCAAGAGUACAAACGAGGAGACCAACGGAUCAUCCGUCUGGUCAAAGAGACUCGCAUCCACCUUCUGCCCUCCAUGAACCCUGACGGAUAUGAGAUGGCCUUUAAGAAGGGCUCGGAGUUGGCAGGCUGGGCUCUGGGACGCUACAGCUAUGAAGGCAUCGAUAUGAACCACAACUUUGCUGAUCUCAACUCAGUGAUGUGGACCGCCAUCGAGCUGGAGACAGACCGGUCCAAGCUCAUCAACCAUUACUUCCCCAUCCCUGAAAUGUACACCUCUGAAGAGGCUUUUGUUGCAUCUGAGACCCGAGCUGUCAUCAACUGGAUGCAGAACAUCCCGUUUGUUCUUGGUGCUAACCUCCAUGGAGGAGAACUGGUGGUCACCUACCCGUACGACAUGACCCGGGACUGGGCACCACGUGAGCACACACCCACCCCUGAUGAGAGCUUCUUCCGCUGGUUGGCCACAGCGUACGCCAGCACCAAUCGGGUGAUGUCAAACCCGGACCGGCGGCCAUGCCACAACAAAGACUUCCUUAGAUUUAACAACAUCAUUAAUGGAGCUGACUGGCACAACGUUCCAGGAAGUAUGAAUGAUUUCAGCUACCUGCACACCAACUGUUUUGAGGUGACAGUGGAGUUGUCCUGCGAUAAGUUUCCUCAUGCCAGCGAGCUUCCUAUCGAAUGGGAGAACAACAGAGAGUCUCUCCUGGUUUACAUGGAGCAGGUCCAUCGUGGAAUUAAGGGUGUGAUUCGAGACAGAGACACAGAGGCUGGAAUAGCAGAUGCCAUCAUCAAAGUUGAGGAGAUCGAUCAUCACAUUAGAUCAGUGGCUGAUGGUGAUUACUGGCGGCUGCUGAAUCCCGGAGAGUACCGAGUGACAGUAACCGCAGAGGGCUACUUACCGUCCUCACGCACCUGCUGGGUCAUGUAUGACCACUACCCUACAAUCUGUGACUUCAACCUCACCAAGGUGCCCAAACAGAGGCUUAAAGACAUUCUAGCAAAGGGGGGAAAACUUCCAAAGGACCUGCAGCUCAGGCUAUGGCAGCUACGCAUGCGUAAGCUGCGCGCCACCACCAAGGCCAUCAACCAGAGGCGCGCUGCAGCUGCUAAACGGGCGAAGAGGGUGUGACGAAGGAAGCCAAGGAGAGAACAAAGCAGGACUUGGUUCAGAGACAUUAGAUCAUUCUGGAUUCUUGUUAGUUUUUUUUUUUUUAAAGGUAUCAAGGCCAUAGCCUUUGUACUAUUUA